Molecule: messenger RNA, 1230 nt
Organism: Centruroides sculpturatus (bark scorpion)
Lineage: Eukaryota; Metazoa; Arthropoda; Arachnida; Scorpiones; Buthidae
Product: THO complex subunit 4-like
Exons: 6
Coding region: 103-795 (230 amino acids)
Biological process (GO): mRNA export from nucleus
Cellular component (GO): nucleus
Molecular function (GO): mRNA binding
Source: RefSeq, a predicted model, not a curated record
GCGGUUACCCAGAAUCCCUUUCGAAUUUUCAACCGCCAUUAUUGUCUUUCUUUCUGGUUUCGCGACAUUUUGAAAGAUUUUUUAUUGAUAAUAAGGCUGAAAAUGUCGGACAAAAUAGACAUGUCUUUAGAUGAUAUCAUCAAAUUGAACAAAAAUGAUUAUCGGAUGUUGCGUGGACGAGGCCAGAGAGGCGGAAGAGGUGGAAGGGGACGAAGUAGCGCGACGACGGGUCGUUCACGUGGAGCUGGAGCAAUAAGAACAAGAACGAAUCGAGGAAGAUCAAGACCCACUCCUUACAACAGACCUAAAGAAUUGCCAGACAAAUGGCAGCAUGACAUGUUUGAUGGCGGUGUUGGUCAACGAAUCACAACUGGACCGACUAAACUUUUGGUAUCCAAUUUAGAUUAUGGUGUAUCAGAUGCUGACAUUAAAGAAUUGUUUGCGGAAUUUGGACCACUAAGGAAGGCUGCUGUCCAUUAUGACAGAUCUGGUCGCUCUCUUGGUACAGCAGAUGUUGUUUUUGAAAGGCGUAGCGACGCAAUUCGAGCUAUGAAGCAGUAUAAUGGUGUUCCUUUAGAUGGUCGCCCAAUGAAUAUUCAGAUUGUAACCUCAUCAUUGCCUGCCUCUGGACGAACUGGCAGAGGGGCUAAAGGAGGAGGUGCAGGACAACGAAACUCAUUUGGAAGUAGAGGUAGGGGGCGAGGUCGAGGUGGAAGAGGAAACCUGACACGAAAAGUGCCAACAGCAGAAGAAUUGGAUGCCGAGCUGGAUGCUUAUGUGAAUAAGAUGGACUGAGUCCUUUGGGAAAGAAUGUUUUCCAGGUGAAAUUCUCCCAUCCACCACCAUAUAAUCUGAGUCAAUAUUUUGUAUCACCUUGUAAACUUCCCAUGAUGAAAAGCAGUGUUGUUUUCUUUAUCAGAAUUUUUUAUGUAUAAAUUUAACCAUCUCUUAUAAGAGAUGUGCAUUGAUUACACAAAUUACCGAAAGUAAAUUUUCUUUAUUCUAUAUGUGUGUGUAUGAAAGCUGUGUAUAGGAAAAGCGUAAUAUUUUGUUUAGUAAAGUCCGACAAUUGAAUUCAUCCAAUCAUCUCUUAUUUCACCGAGUAUACGUUUUAACACAUCACAUAAUUCAUCUUACUUUUUUUUUUAAUCAUUUGUCUGUGUGUACUUCGAAAUAUACUGUAAAUGAAACACUUUACGAGAGAAUAAAAACAAGUUGUUUUUUAUUGUA